This is a messenger RNA of Sungouiella intermedia, 1446 nucleotides long. The record is from the annotation of a GenBank genome assembly. NCBI's taxonomy places the organism in Eukaryota, Fungi, Ascomycota, Pichiomycetes, Serinales, Metschnikowiaceae.
AUGGCCAUCACCGAGCUUAACGCGCCCGGCAACGCCUCCUUGGCCACUGUGCACGAGGCUUCCAGAACGAAAAUCAUCUUCGUCACCUUGCUUUUCCUCCUCUCUCUUGCCAGUUUCAUCUGCCAGACUGAAUUCACUAGUCAGGCCUAUACCUUGGGUUUCAAAGAGCCCAUCAUAUUGUUGACAGUUACUCACGGCUCGUGGUGGCUUUUGUGGCCGUUGCAGGCGCUUCUUGUGUCAGUUUACAGGACUAUUGAGAGAUUUAGAAAAGGCGACACCAGAUACGAGAGAUUGAACUCCAAUGCGUUUCUUUUGGAGCCCGAGGUGGGGCGUGAUCUGAGCCGUUUACCGCCAGAGCAGAACCAGACCCUUGAACAGCGUACACAGCCGUUGAAUGUAUUCAAGUAUUUCAAAAAAUGCAUUGUCAAGCAGUUCCACAACGUCUACCAUACGCUGAUCUUGGUUUAUGAGGCCAAUGUCAACGGUGACAGACUGACACGCCACUUGAACACAUUGGUUGACCAAAAUCCUCACAUUUCGUCUUCCAGCUCCAUUACAGCUUGUGUUAGGUCGUUUGUUUCGACUCCAUCCUUCCAGUACCUUGCUGUAAAAACUGCGCUCAUCUCCAUAGUGUUGAACAUCGCUGGUGUCACCUGGUACGGUGCCAUGUCCAUGACAUACGCAUCAGAUGUCACUGCCAUUUACAACUGCUCGGCCUUCACCGCCUAUGCCUUCGCCAUUCCUAUCCUUAACGAGACUUUCUCGUGGCUUAAGGCUUCAUCCGUGCUUAUCGCCGUUUCCGGUGUGUUCGUAGUAGCGUACUCCGGCGCAGACAACCAGACGUCAGGAGAGCAGCAGUACCCUUACCGUUUCUGGGGUAAUCUACUCAUCUCAGUUGGUGCAGUGAUGUAUGGAUACUACGAGGUAUUGUACAAGAGGUAUACAUGUGUGCCAGCACACUUGGCUAAGGUUAUUACUCCUCGUCGUCAGCUGACGUUCUCGAACUUUGUGAUGUGCUUGUUGGGUGUUUUCACACUUACCUUCCUUCUCACAGGCGUGAUUAUUGCACAAGUGUUCCAUAUUCAUCUGUUCAACCUCUUCGACUACGGCGAGAACACGAAAAUCAUCUGGCUUUAUAUUUUUGGAUCUAUCGUGUCCAACUUGUUAUUCAGUGCGCUGUUCUUGUCUUUGAUGGCCUUGACAUCUCCAGUGUUGUCAUCAGUAAGUUCUUUAGUGACUAUCUUCCUUAUUGGAGUGGUAGAGUGGAUCUUAUUUGGCAAUGCGCUCAGCGUGACCCAGCUUACUGGAGAUGCCCUUGUCAUUGUUGGAUUUGUCAUUUUGACAGUGGCUUCGUGGCAAGAAAUCAGUGAGGGUAACGAGGACGAUGAGAUGGAAACAGCCAGUUUCUACUCGUUCGCUGGAAGUGAAAACACAAUCAACAACUAG